This is a messenger RNA of Enterobius vermicularis (human pinworm), 1407 nucleotides long. NCBI's taxonomy places the organism in Eukaryota, Metazoa, Nematoda, Chromadorea, Rhabditida, Oxyuridae. The record is from the annotation of a GenBank genome assembly.
AUGAGUGAAAGGAUACGAGAGGAAAUGGUUGCUGCAGGUGAAAAAUUGGAACGGUCCAGGAAACCCUCUGAUAUCGUACGCCAGGGAACGUGUAGCCCCGCGUCAGGAGCUACAUAUUCAGAGCGUACGACGACUUCUGGAGGCACUUCUCGAAUGGCAACAAGUGUUCAGCACGCUCCAGGUACAGCAACAUUAACAGGUGCACAUCGUUUACCAACAACGACAAACGGAGCACAGAUGCCAACGAGUAGUACAUCGCAUCAUGGAGCUCAUCCUUCAAGUUCCAGUUCCCACCAGGGACCUCCUGGUUCUGGUCACAGCAGUCAUAGAUCUGGCAUCUCAUCGUCGAGGGUGCAAGGUCGAUCAAGAGGUGCUGAUGACCCUCAUAUAGGAAAAUAUAAACUGAUCAAGACCAUAGGGAAAGGCAAUUUUGCCAAAGUUAAGUUAGCCAAGCAUGUCCCAACGGGUAUUGAAGUUGCCAUUAAGAUUAUCGAUAAAACAGCACUCAAUCCUACUAGUUUACAUAAGCUUUUUCGUGAGGUGAAAAUUAUGAAGCAGCUCGAUCAUCCUAACAUCGUAAAACUUUAUCAAGUGAUGGAGAAUGAUUCUACCUUGUACCUUGUGAUGGAAUAUGCUAGCGGUGGUGAAGUUUUUGAUUAUCUGGUUGCACAUGGUAGGAUGAAGGAAAAGGAAGCGCGAGCUAAAUUCAGGCAAAUUGUUUCUGCUGUGCAAUAUCUUCAUCAGAAAAGCAUUAUUCAUCGGGAUUUGAAGGCUGAGAAUUUGUUACUAGAUGCUGAUAUGAAUAUAAAAAUUGCUGAUUUUGGUUUCAGCAAUCAGUUCGUUGCGGGUAACAAACUGGAUACGUUUUGUGGUAGCCCUCCUUACGCAGCUCCUGAACUUUUUCAAGGGAAAAAGUAUGACGGUCCUGAAGUGGAUGUUUGGAGUUUGGGUGUUAUUUUGUAUACCUUAGUAUCCGGGAGUUUACCGUUUGAUGGCCAGAACCUGAAGGAAUUGCGGGAGCGUGUGCUUCGUGGAAAAUAUAGAAUCCCUUUUUAUAUGUCUACAGACUGUGAAAAUUUGUUAAAAAAAUUUUUGGUAUUGAACCCAGCUCGGAGAGGUACUCUCGAAAGUAUAAUGAAGGAUAGGUGGAUGAAUAUUGGUUACGAGGAGGAAGAGUUGAAACCUUUCGUGGAACCAAAACGUGAUUUAAAGGACGAAAACAGGCUUGAUAGGAUGCAGCAAAUGGGUUAUAAUAGAAACCAUGUUAUUGCAGCGGUAGAGAAGGGAUCUUUUGAUGAUCUACAUGCAAUGUACAUCUUGCUCGGUGAAAAGAAGCAAGAGGUGAGUAGCCAUGAAUUUUUUUUUGCAGGAGGAGGCGGUAUUCAGUGGACGGAACGUAGAGUUUGA